Molecule: messenger RNA, 2098 nt
Organism: Toxotes jaculatrix (banded archerfish)
Lineage: Eukaryota; Metazoa; Chordata; Actinopteri; Toxotidae
Gene: lrrc31
Product: leucine rich repeat containing 31
Exons: 10
Coding region: 184-1911 (575 amino acids)
Molecular function (GO): protein binding
Source: RefSeq, a predicted model, not a curated record
CCGGAGUUACUUACUUUGCAUAAGACUAAAUCAGACGGGUUGGAAAACGCAGACAUGAUUGAAUUAACGCGAACAUUACAAAGAUACCGGAACUAAAAAAAAACAUCUGACCGUGAACGCAUCGCGGUAACGACUCACUGUCAGAUACACACUCGGGUUGUGUCCUGUUGUGGAGCUGAACUCAUGGAGUCUGCAGAUGGUCAGCGUGGGCGGGACGGCGGCAGUCAGAGACGUUCCCCUCUGGACGUCAUCAUGAGUCAGAUCCGCCGGAAACGCUCCGCCUCAGACAGGAAGCCGCUGGGACGCUUCCUGUCCCGAACCUUGGACCGGACGGGGAUUCCUGAGGAUGGAGAGACAGAGGGCAGAGAGGACAAAGGACAGAGCUCAGGUUUUGCAGAAGCAGCAGAGAAUGAGCGAGACGUCGGUUGGGGUCGGGUGUGUGUUUUCCUGCAGAGGCUGGGGAAGAAAGCAGACAGCAGGAGCCUCAGUCUGGCUCACUGUGAUCUGACUGCUACAGAUCUGCUGGAGCUCGCAACGUUGCUGCAGUUUCUCCCUCAGCUGGAGGAGAUGGACGUCUCCUGGAACGAGCUGAUUGGUGGAUGUCUGAAAGCGCUGACCUCUCACCUCCAGCACGUGGGCGGGAUCAGGACGCUGAGGCUCUGCAGCUGUAGGCUGAACGCCGAUGACACCACUGCCCUGGGAGAAGCUCUCAGCUGCAUUCCUCUUCUGGAGAUCCUUGAUUUGUCCUGGAACGGCGGCAUCGGGGGUGGAGGCUUGCAAGGCCUGCUGGGUAAACUUCACCCACCGCUGAGAGAGAUUCACCUGGUGGCCUGCCAGCUCACUGCAGCAGAUGCUGCUGCACUGGGAGGAAUCGUGUCUGCUCUCCCCAGACUCAGUGUGCUGGACGUUUCCUGUAACCCUCAGCUCACACGGGAAGUCGACGAUGGCGGCUUCAGGGAACUGGCUGCCUCUCUCUCUCAUGCCGCCUCCCUCACCACUCUUCGGUUCCAGGCCUGUGGCCUGACGAUGGACUGCCUCGACACUCUCGGUGGUUCGCUCCGCUGCCUCCCCUCAGUGAGAGAGUUGGAUCUGUCCUGUAACAAAAGUCUGGCUGGAGGACUGAACCGCCUCACCCUCCACCUGGCUCACCUCACACACCUGGAGAGCCUCGACCUUCACCUGUGCUGUCUCACACACACCGACCUGGAAGCCCUGAUCCAGGUGCUGCCCUCUCUGACGGCACUGAUGGAGCUCGACCUGUCGUCCAAUAAGGAGGUAGGAGGUGUGGUUCACCUGCUGGUCUCCGCCCUCCCUCUGACACAGAUGAAGCGUCUGCCGCUGAACAGCUGCAGCCUCACUGAGGAGUCGUUCACUGCUCUGGCUCUGGCCGUGCCGUACCUCCACAGUGUGGAUGUUUCCUGGUGUAAAGUGGUUGGCGGUCGUUUGGCUCUGUUACUGGACGCUUUGCAGCCGUCAGUCGUGCUGGAGCUUCGCCUCAGCAGCUGUGAGCUCUCCACUGACGACCUGCGUCACUUAGCUGCAGUGUGCAGACGUGGUUGUCUGUCCUCUCUCCGGGUGUUGGAUCUCUCCUACAACGGCUCGGUUGGUGACGAUGGCUGGUCUGCUCUGUUCUCAGCAGGAGGUCUGGGCUCGCUGGAGGAUGUCGACCUCAGCCUGCGACCUUCGACCUCUGCCUCCUGCUCGGCCUGGCUGCCGGCGCUGCUCUGUGCUCUGCCCAGACUACCGGCGCUGGCUCGGCUGGCCGUGCAGCGGUGGACGAUUGGCUCUCAGGACCGACAGCAGCUGAAUCACUGCCUGAGGAAGAGGAACGUCCUCCUGGAGUGGGAUUCGGACAUUAAAGACGAAACGUUGUCGUUUAAGCCCACCAAUCAGGAGAGCCCAGAGGAGUAGGGACCAGGAGCUCCUGAGUUUUCAUCACACAUCGACACUGAAUUAUCUCUGAGGUUAACAGAUGCACUUUCACAUUCAGGCACAAUGUAAUUUUACUAAAUCCUUGCAGUUCAUAUUAUGUUCCUUUAAAUCUGUGUAAUAAACAUUUAAAUGUAAAAUAAGAUCAUCACUGAUUAAAAAACAAUCU